UACAGGUUGAACGGGGCGGGUUUUCAGAUAAACAGGUUGGGUGUGUCGCGUUAACUUUCUCAAGUUCUUACAGAGAAGUCACACCGUCUCGCAUUCCUGUCUCUCGUUCCAGAGACUCACAUCUCUCCACAUGGAUUUCUAUAACUUUAGGCUGCCUUUGCUCAUUUUGGCCGCUCUUGGAUGCUGUUCCGAGGGCAGCCCGCUUCUCAACAACAAAACGAACGGCGUUAUCGGUAAAAAUGUGACUUUCAAGACAACAAUCACCUCAACACAAGAAUUUAUAACUAUAACAUGGAAUUUCGACAAAGGCCCAGUAAUUGCACCGAUAAUUACAAGUGUCCCAUUAUCAAACACCAAUAACAUUGAUGAGAAAUACGCCAGCAGAAUCAUCUACAAUAAGACGACGUGUGAGCUUCAGCUCGGGCCGCUGGUGGAGGAGGAUGAAGGGGAAUAUGUUCUCAAUAUAGUCACUACUCAAGGACAGCAACUGUCCGGACAGAUUUAUCUUCAGGUUCUUGAACCCAUAACUGACGUCAAGAUUUCGUCCAAUCUACCUGAAGCUGUUGAGGUCAACAACACCGUGGUUCUUUCCUGCUCUGCCAAAGGCUCCUUUACUUACAAGUGGCUGAAUAGUACAGUCCCUUUGGUGGUGGAUGGCACACGUAUGACACUAAAUGCAGUUGGCAAUGAGCUAAGUAUCACUGAAGUUCGCCGUACAGAUCUGCGAGGACCCAUCUUCUGCAUUGCAGAAAACGCACUGGAGUUCGGGAGGAGCGCUCCCUUCAAUCUCACUGUGAGCUAUGGCCCAGAGAAAGUCGUCAUGACACAGACUCCAACAGAUUCAAUCCUUAAGAAAGGUUCUAACUUAACCUUCACAUGCUCAGCCCAGUCUGACCCUCCCGCUCAGCUCCAGUGGAUGUUUAAUGGGGAGGCGAUGCCUCAGAAGACCACGGCCAACAUUACCCUCACCAAUGUAGAGGAAACAAACAGUGGAAACUAUAGCUGUGUGGCCUACAAUGCAAAGACCAAACGCUACGUUACCUCGCAGGUUGCUGUGGUGUCUGUUCUGGAGGCCUUAUCUGGAACAAGUAUCUCCAGCUCCUCAUCACUUCUCAUCGCUGGCAACAGCACGGUCAACAUCACCUGCUCAGCAGCUGCUGGAAAACCCGAUAGCGUGGAAUGGCUGAAGGAAAGCAAACCUGUGACUUCUAGUGACCGUAUAAUUCUCUCAGCUGACAAGAAAACUCUGACCAUCGUUAAAGUUGUUAAAGAGGAUGCUGGCAACUACAAGUGCCAACUGAAGAACAAAGUCAACAAAGACGAAAGCACAUAUGUGAUGGUGAUCAACUAUGGUCCAGAAAGUGUGAGCGUUAAAGGGAAGACUGCAGUGAAGUUUGAAGAAGCUGCAGAUUUAAAAUGCUCUGCAGACUCUGUUCCUCCCAGUAUAUUCUCAUGGAAGCUCAAUACUACAGCAAUGAACGCCAGCCAGGCAGUCAUUACUAUUGACAAGGCCAGAGUCACGGAUAGUGGCAUGUACACCUGCGAGGCCUUCAACCCCAUCACAGGAAUAACGAAAACCGCAAAACUCACACUCGCAGUCACAGAGGUCGGUGCGGUAGAUGAGGGCCUGUCUGGUGGAGCGAUUGCUGGGAUUGUAAUUGCCGUGCUUGUGGCCGUGAUCAUCAUUGCUUGUAUUAUAAAGCGCAAGAGAAAGUCAAGCACAGACAUUACAUCUCCAUAUUAAAGUGAGAUGUGGGAUUGAAGUGACCCGAGCAUAUCUUCAAGACCAACCCUUCAGCCAUUUAUCAGUCUUUUUUAUCUGCAAAAGCCUUCUCUCAAGGCAACUGGAAAAACUGCCCUCACAAGUGACUUAAACCUGAAGGUUUGGCCCUUUCAGGAGCUCAACGUGUUUAUAGAUGUCCAUUGUUUUUCUGUUAUACCCUGUGCAAACGUACCCAAAUCUUAAGGACACGAUAGAGGUCGACGGUGAGACUCUUCCUUCCCUUGGCUGAAGUGGACAGCUUCCUUUGUUCUUCAAGAAACAUGAUCCAGCCUCCACCACCCUCUCAAUCCUUCAGCUGACCCUGAACCGACAGCUCGACUUGACGUCACAGAGGUCAUUUUGAAAGAGCUCUGUUUUGGGUAACAAAAUCCACCCUUAAAAUGCACUGAGGGGUGACGAGACGGUCACGUGUUUGAGAUCUCAACGCACCCACAAGGCACUGAAACAUCGAGAAUUUAAGACCUGUUCAACAUGCUCGGAAGUCCCAAGGCAAUGAAGAUAUGCGGGGCCAACUUGACUUGAAGCCGAAGGCUCUGCUGAGCUGUCGAUGGAAGGUCAUCCGUGGCAAAGCAUGCCUUGGAGAUCAGAUGCAGGCUUUAAGCUUCUUACACCUUUGCCAUGUUUUGCAACACCUUUUCUUUUUUUUAAACCCCUCAUCUAUUCCCGCGUGUCUUAGUGAGCCGUACACAUUGUAUUUUAAGAGUAAGGCAAGAUCCAACAUGCUUUAACUCAGAAGCGGGAAAAAAAUGCAUUUUUGCGGACAACGACAUGCCACAGUUUUGCAGCGAAAUUGCUACUCUGUCCUUGGGCAUCCCCACAACGAUUCGUCCUGCUGUAAUCAGGAUUCCAAUGGGUUUCCAAAACAGGCCUGUUUUCAAAAUCACCUUGAGUUGACAAACAUAUCUGAAGAUUAAAUCUGAAAAGUGUUUGUAUUAAUACGUUUAAGUUGAUUAUUGCGUUCCAGAAUGUUUUUUUUUUCUUCUUAUCAACAUGUCUGAUACUGAUUCUUUCUUUCAUUGUUUAGUAUUUCUCUUUGACCAAAACGGUGAUCUUGAAGAUCAUGUAGUGAUCUGUUUGAUGUUGCUCAGAUCUCUCUAGAUAUAGAUGCAUCUGUGUAGAAUCUCAGCUUGUCUUUUGUUUGUUUGUUUGUAUGCAGGUGCGGAGCAGCCAUCAUUCCUGAUAUUUCCCAUUUAUUUUUAGAGAUUUCUAAAUUGAUCCCCUCAUUUUUUGGAAAUAAGAGUUAUGGCUGAAAAAAAAAAAAUAAGCAAAAAGCCUCUGCUCCUAUAUGGCAAAUAUAUAUUACAAAUAUAUAUUUUAAAUGGCCAAGGUAAAGAAAUUGCUGAUAAAUUUGCAUAAAUAUAUUUUUAAUCGGUUUUAGUUAAUUUUAGCUCUUUAUAUAUUUCUGAGACUUUUUUUGUAUAUUGCCAGUCUAAAUAUAUUUUCCAAUAUAUAUUAUACAUUGUCCAAAAUAUAUUUAAUAAAAUGCAUUCACCAAAAAAAUUAUUUUUUUCCCUCUUGAAAUAUAUAAUGUAAUAUAUUUUGGCAUUUGACGGUUUAAACAUAAUUUUUUUUUAAUUUGAUAAAUAAUAUUUCACAUUAUAUUAUAUAAUAAUAAUAAUAAUAAUAAUAAUAAAAUACAAUAUAAUAAUGCUAACAUGUGUAAUAUAUAUUGGCCACAGAAUUUUUUUUUUUUUUUUUUUUUUUGGCCAUAUGGGCUAAGUGAACAAACAUCCAAAUAGAAAUGUCCAGCAUCCACUUCGGCAAGGACUAUGAGGCGAACAAUACAAUAUUCAUGGGUUAAUCUGACUUAUAACAUGUCCUUGCCCACACUUUCUUCUAACCCUAGUUGUACGCAAGUACCAUUCAGAACCAUCUUAAUAUGUAAGUAUGUGCUAAUCAACAGCAAAAACACACUAACACAUUCAUUAAAUAUAUUUGUACUUCCUUUUUGCAUUAAAACACACAAAUAUCAUAAAAUGCUGAGCUUUAUAACUCCUUGCAAACCUGUAAACAGUUCCAUCUCCGGCAGCCUGCGUGUGUUUUUAGUGGUCUGGGCUGUUCGUGUGGAGAGACCGGUAAUCAUAUGAGUCUGACCACAGAUACACUGAAUUAACGGUUAGUUCUUACUGUACCACACUGUGGAGACAGACAUCAUUUGACAGGGUCUUAUCCUUGUGUACAUUGCAAUAGCUAAUAUUAGGUGUUGUUUUGAAUGUGAAAUAUGUUUUUGUAUAGGAUAGAUAGAAUUUCAAAUGCAAUUGGAUAAUGUCAAAUUUGAAAUGGAAUUAGUAAUUGUGCACAAAUGCUGUUCAGUGCAUUAAAGUUAUUUGAAUAGUCACCAAACAACAUCUAUCAUUUGUGAAAUGUUCUCAGGUUGUUUACAGGGUGUUUAUAUUCUCUUAAAGUGCAGUGCAGUCAUGUUUUUUAAUAUAAUUUAUUUUCAAAUGUUUUGCUUUUGUGUAACUGUUAUGUUAUGUGUUUAAAAAGAAUGUUUGAACUGCCCUUUUGUGUCAUUCAUUGAUUAACAAGAAAAUAAUACUUGUAAAACUUGAAUUUUUCAGUUUUUUACUCCGCGAUGGAAUAUAAAAUAAAAAUGGCAAUUGCAAGUUUUAUCUAACAAUUCUGACUUUUUCUCACAACUCAGAAUUCUGACUUUACUUCUUGCAACUCAACAUCUCACAGAUGUAAGAUUUUAUCUUGCAAUUCUGAGGUUUUUCUCUGAAUUCUGAGUUUAUAUCUCGUAAUAUAGUGGGGUUUUUUCCCCAUGGAAUAAAAAGUAAAUAAGGUAAUUACGACUUUAUUUUACACUUUUUUUCUUUUUUUAGUGAGAUAAAAACUGAGUUAACGUCUUGCAAUUUUCACUAUUUUUCUCAGAAUUGCACAUUUUUAUUUGAGGGUUUUUUUUGCACUUACAGUAUAUCAUGCAGCGUUUACAUCUUGAAAUUCAGAUUUUUUUUUUUCUCAGAAUUAGGAGUUUAAAUCUCGCAAUUCUGAAUUUAUUCUUGCAAUUCUGAUUUUACAUCUUGCAAUUCCAUUUUUAUCUAGCAAUUCUUAGUUUGUCUUGCAGUUUCUGCAUUUGCGUCUAACAAGGUUUAUAUAUCACAAUUCAGCGUUCAAGUUUAUAUUUCACUGUUCUGAGUUUAUCUAGCCAUUUAUUAGCCAUUUUUGCAACCAUAUUUUGCAAUUCUGCAUUUAUAUCCCACAAUUCUGAUGCAGAAUUGCAAGAAAAAAAUCCAGAAUUAUGAGCAUAAAAAUCACAAUUAACUUUUUUUUAUCUGCAAACAGAAACAAGUUAUACAUCCAUUUUAGUAUUAGAAAUAAAUGUAUGAAUAUGA
This is a messenger RNA of Onychostoma macrolepis, 5118 nucleotides long. Its product is annotated as carcinoembryonic antigen-related cell adhesion molecule 20. Bases 131 to 1744 code for a protein of 537 amino acids. The transcript is spliced from 10 exons. The record is from RefSeq and is a predicted model, not a curated record. Gene Ontology annotation, cellular component: membrane. NCBI's taxonomy places the organism in Eukaryota, Metazoa, Chordata, Actinopteri, Cypriniformes, Cyprinidae.